Molecule: messenger RNA, 1225 nt
Organism: Arabidopsis lyrata subsp. lyrata
Lineage: Eukaryota; Viridiplantae; Streptophyta; Magnoliopsida; Brassicales; Brassicaceae
Product: zinc finger CCCH domain-containing protein 40
Exons: 5
Coding region: 256-996 (246 amino acids)
Cellular component (GO): Prp19 complex; U2-type catalytic step 1 spliceosome; U2-type catalytic step 2 spliceosome
Molecular function (GO): pre-mRNA binding; U6 snRNA binding; metal ion binding
Source: RefSeq, a predicted model, not a curated record
GAACAAAGGGAUAUACUGAGAGCAUCUCGUUGGUUACAAGCUUUAGGCUGCUCUAACGCCUCCUUGCACCUCUUUUCUUCUCUCUCUCUUUCGUUCUCUUCAAGGUUUCCUUUAUCUGAUUUUAUCGGUUUGGGGUUUAUUGUUGUAAUAAAAUUGAUAAGGGGGGGGCACAAAUCCAAACCGACUUGCCGUAGUAUUAAUAAAGAAGUCCUAUUCGCCGUUCGCCAUUCGCAGAGUAAACAAUUUCUAGAGAGGAUGGAAGAUAACAAAAUUUUGGGAGGAGACCUUCACAAAAAUAUGAAGGAGGAGUUGGAACGCAAACGCAGAAAGAUGGGAGAUUUGCAGCCAUUCGCGAGUAGGAUGGGAGACUUUAACAAAAAUUGGGUGAGGUUCGAAAAUAACAGAAAGUUGGAGAUGUUGGAAGGCAAACGCAGAAAGAUGGGAGAUAUGCAGCGCCUAGCGUGCCAACGACUCAUGUGUGAUCAGUACUCUCGUCUUGGCCAUUGCAAAAGAGGUGACCGAUGUCCAUUCCUUCAUGGCAAGCGAAUGAAGCCCUUGUAUCGGAAUAUUUCAGACAAUCCAGAACUAGUUGCGUUCAUGAUGAAAAACGGUAACAUGCCUGCAUGUCCACCAGAGGAUCCCACCGUGAAGAUGCUUUACGUCAAGCGACUGAGCAGGACGACACUCGUUGAGGAGGACCUGCGAGAUUGUCUCAGCGUUUAUGGAGAUAUCGAAUCUAUCAGAAUGGUGCAAGAGUAUAAUGGCGCUGCGUUUAUCACAUAUGGAACCCGAGAGGCAGUAGAGAAAUGCAUGGAAGAUCUCAAAACUUGGGUUGAGAUCAAGGGUCACAAGCUGAAAAUUUUGUGGGUUUACAAGUACCAGCCUCAUCGAUACACUACCAUUUCCUCCAACCAACAGGGUGCUGUCACUUCAACUCAAGAGGGAGCUUCGUCUUCAUCUUCUGCUCUCGAGGUGAAGAGGAGGAAAAUCGAGUGAGAGACAUUUUGAUCUCAAACCCUACCUUUUGUGCUACUGUUUUUAUUGUUCGAAAAACAUGUUUGAAUCUUCAUAUUUUGAUCUCAAACCCUACCUUUUGUGCUACUGUUUUUAUUGUUCGAAAAACAUGUUUGAAUCUUCAUAUUUUGAUCUCAAACCCUACCUUUUGUGCUACUGCUUUUAUUGUUCGAAGAACAUGUAUGAAUCACGUUAUAAUACAUUUCUUGUC